This is a messenger RNA of Arachis duranensis, 850 nucleotides long. Its product is annotated as ubiquitin-conjugating enzyme E2 10. Gene Ontology annotation, biological process: protein polyubiquitination. Gene Ontology annotation, molecular function: ubiquitin conjugating enzyme activity. Lineage: Eukaryota; Viridiplantae; Streptophyta; Magnoliopsida; Fabales; Fabaceae. The transcript has 5 exons. Bases 188 to 634 code for a protein of 148 amino acids. Gene Ontology annotation, cellular component: nucleus. The record is from RefSeq and is a predicted model, not a curated record.
GUCAUUUCCUUCUUCCAAAAUACACAUACGCUUCUUUCUCCUCUUUGUUUUCUUCCCUUUCAAUUUUUUUUUCUCCUAUUUCACUUUCUCUCUCCUUCUUUCCCUCUCUCGUUGUUGUUGGUGUUCGUUCCUCAAAAAUCCAAACAAGGCGCAAGGAGGAUCUGUGCUUGCUUUAUCGGUUUUGGCCAUGGCUUCCAAGCGGAUCUUGAAGGAGCUCAAGGAUCUGCAGAAGGAUCCUCCUACCUCUUGCAGCGCCGGUCCUGUUGCUGAGGAUAUGUUUCACUGGCAAGCAACAAUCAUGGGUCCUCCAGACAGUCCAUAUGCUGGAGGUGUUUUCCUAGUCACUAUUCAUUUCCCUCCGGAUUAUCCCUUUAAGCCACCAAAGGUUGCAUUCAGGACAAAGGUAUUUCACCCAAAUAUUAAUAGCAACGGAAGCAUUUGUCUUGAUAUAUUGAAGGAGCAGUGGAGCCCUGCUCUGACCAUUUCCAAGGUGUUGCUUUCAAUUUGCUCCCUGUUGACUGACCCAAACCCUGAUGAUCCUUUGGUCCCUGAAAUCGCCCACAUGUACAAGACAGACAGGAACAAGUACGAGUCAACUGCCAGAAGCUGGACCCAGAAAUAUGCCAUGGGCUAAGUUCCCCAUGGUAUGUUGUGAGGGAGAGCCUUUUUACUUGCAGUGUUUAAAGGCCUAAACGGCCUUUGUAUGAAUAUUUGUUGUCUUUAAUCGUAACCAAAUUAAGGUCUCUCUACUUAAGAACGAGGGGAAAACGUUUAUUCUGCUGUUUGUAUCGUAAAUGUUAAUUUUAGAACAGUGAAACGUGGCCCAAUUCAAUGUGUGCUCUCAUCUUCA